Drosophila bipectinata is the source of this 534-nucleotide messenger RNA. RefSeq names its product Transcription elongation factor subunit spt4 (gene spt4). Lineage: Eukaryota; Metazoa; Arthropoda; Insecta; Diptera; Drosophilidae. Gene Ontology annotation, cellular component: nucleus; DSIF complex. The record is from RefSeq and is a predicted model, not a curated record. Gene Ontology annotation, biological process: transcription elongation-coupled chromatin remodeling; regulation of transcription elongation by RNA polymerase II. Gene Ontology annotation, molecular function: RNA polymerase II complex binding; zinc ion binding.
GAAACAGCGUCUUUCGAUUUCUGUGUUUGUGGCUUGGAAUUCACACAUUUUUUCUAAAUUGUUUUUAUUGUACAAAUUAGCUAUAACAAUGUCCUUUGACGCGAUACCCAAGGAUCUUAGGGGUCUGCGUGCCUGCCUAGUUUGUUCACUGGUUAAGAGUUUUGAUCAAUUUGAGACAGAUGGCUGUGAAAACUGCGAGGAAUUUCUGCGGAUGAAGAACAACAAGGACAACGUUUACGAUCACACUAGUAACAACUUUGACGGAAUUGUUGCCCUUACCACACCCACCGACUCCUGGGUGGCCAAAUGGCAACGGUUAACUCGUUUUCAUCGAGGUAUCUAUGCUAUCUCCGUAUCCGGCACCUUGCCGCAAUCUACUAUGCGGGAAAUGAAAAACCGCGGCAUUGUCUACAAAACUCGCGACCGAAGCCAGCGCUAAUGAAAUAGAAGUUUUUUCGUACAAAAUACAUGUAGAUCUUUAUUUUUAAGUUAUAACAAAACCACAAAUACAUACAAUAGCAAUACAAAACGAGA